This is a messenger RNA of Melanotaenia boesemani (Boeseman's rainbowfish), 521 nucleotides long. Its product is annotated as THAP domain-containing protein 6-like. The transcript has 3 exons. Lineage: Eukaryota; Metazoa; Chordata; Actinopteri; Atheriniformes; Melanotaeniidae. The coding region runs from base 101 to 478 and encodes 125 amino acids. The record is from RefSeq and is a predicted model, not a curated record. Gene Ontology annotation, molecular function: sequence-specific DNA binding.
AGGGUUGGUUCAUUAUAGUUUUGCAUCACAAUAGUAGUUUUGUUAAAGAAUUAUUGUAAGAUGUUAGAAGGAAACAAAUAAGCUUGACCAUAUUUGUGAAAUGUUCUUGUGCAGUGUCCCUAGUUUCCCGUCUUCAUUUUUUAGGUUUCCCAAAGACAGAGACUUGAGGAAGAAAUGGGAAGUGGCUUUGAGGAGGGAAGGAUUCACUGCCAGUGUUUUCUCUGUGCUUUGUAGUGAGCAUUUUAAGCCAGGAGACUUUGAUAGGACAGGCCAGAUUGUCCGACUCAGAGAUGGUGUUAUUCCAUCCAUUUUCUUAUUCCCAGUUCAUCUCCAAAAACUGGAAAAGCUUAGGACAACAAAUACGUCCAGAAGAGCUGACGAGAACGUGUCUGUGGCCUUUCAGGAUGAGCCAACAACUGAAACCUCUCAUCCACAACCUCAGCCUGAUGAGUGUGUUUCAGGUCCUGAAUGCUUCUAAAUGGUUUGUAUAACACAAGAUCAACGUUAUGCAGAUGUCAGAA